GGAGUUUAAAAGAGCUUAUAGCCCCCGAGCCGGUGCAGAAGCAGCCGGUGGUUGCAUGGGGUAGCGCCGGGAGCGGCGGCAAGGAAGGCGCCGAAGCCAUCUCAGCACCUUUCCCCUGUGAAGACCCGGGAGUGCACAGCGUCCUUCUGCGGGGACCUCCCCACCGCCACCGACAGCCCUAGCCUCCGCUCGCCUCUGCUUCCCUGCAAGCGUGAAGCCUCCAUCCUCUCCGGCUAUCCUGGCAGCCCUUCUGCUUUCCUGAGUGCAGGGCCUCUUUCUGUGUGAGUGGUGUUGGAGCUGCUGCCCAGCUGAAGGCUCUGGGAAUUCUGCAGAGACACAACUGGAAGUGGAUGGUGGGGACAAGGUGGCUCAGCACUGAUGCAGAGUGGCAGCACUGCAAGCACACAGAAGUCUGGUGACCAAAGAACUUGUGUUGGUUCUACUGCCUUCAGGAGAAGAAAAUCCCAGAUCUGAGAAGCGAGGGUCGGACGAGCAGCCAGGAGAAUCGCCCAGACGUUUAUGAGAAGUUGGGGACGCCCCAAGGACUCUGGACUGGUGGAGAGGUAAGAGAUGGCUAACCCUGUGCCGUCAGCGUGCUGCGUGGUGCUCGCCGCGGUGGUGGUGGUGUACGCCCAGAGGCACAGCCAGCUGGAGAGCCACACUCAGUACGAGCGGGUAGGUGCAGACGUGACCAUGAAGUGUGGCUCCAUGGACUGGGACGCAGCCGUGACCUGGACAGCCAACGGCACUGACAUCGACGAGUCCCACCUGAACGGCUCCUACCUGGUCCUCAAGAACGUGGACCUGUCCCAGAGCGGCCAGUACUCCUGCUACGAGGGCUCCUCCUGGCACCUCAAAUACCAGACCAACCUGAGGGUGGGAAUGCCCCCGAAGGAGCCAGUGCUGAUGUGCCGGUCCAACAACUACCCGAAGGGUUUCUACUGCAGCUGGCACCUGCCCACUCCCACCUACAUCCCCAACUCCUUCAACAUCUCCGUCAUACACGGCACAAAAGACAUGGUGUGUGAGAAGGAUGCCGUUCCCAAAAACAGGUGUCACAUCAGAUACCUCCAGCUCUUCUCGACAGUGAAGUACAAGGUGACGCUGACAGUCACGAAUCCUCUGGGCAAAAACUUCACCACGCUCACCUUUGACGAGUUCGCCAUAGUAAAACCAGACCCUCCGGAGAGUGUGGUGGCCAAACCUGUGCCCAAUAACCCUCGAAGACUGGAGGUGUCAUGGCAAAACCCCUCAUCGUGGCCUGACCCUGAGUCCUUCCCACUGAAGUUCUUCCUGCGGUACCGGCCCCUCAUCCUGGACCAGUGGCAACAUGUUGAGCUGUCGGACGGGACAUCGCACACCAUCACGGACGCUUACGCUGGCAAGGAAUACAUCAUCCAGGUGGCAGCCAAAGACAACGACAUCGGCACGUGGAGUGACUGGAGUGUGGCUGUUCAUGCCACCCCCUGGACAGAGGAGCCCAAGCAUCUCACCACGGAGGCCCAGAUCACAGAGACAACAAGUGCUAGCACCUCCUCUUUCAUGGCACCACCCACAACCAAGAUCUGUGACAAGGGGGCUGUGGUGGGCAGCGGGGCCAUGGCAGUGUGUUGGACAGCUGGACUGGUCGUGGCUGCUUAUAGUGUCCUCUUUAUUUAAUCUCCAUCUGUCCAUCCACCGCCGCCCAGCGCAGCCGCCUCCCCGCCGCCCCCGCCACCCCCGCCCCGCUCCCGGGUCGAGUCUCUUCGCUCUUCGAUUUUGCACACAUUGAGGACGCGCCACGCUUCUCGCCGCCGCUGCGGAGGAGGACAGAGCUUCUGCCGUCCCCUGGAGGGCCGCAAAAUCCCUCUGCCGGCCCGGAGCGAGGAGACAGACGCCCGUCCGUGCCCCUUUCCUCAGCCGAGGGGAGCGAGCCGAGGGUUCCGCUCAUACAGCUAAACCCCCCCACGCCAAAGACGUGCCCGCCGCCCCCGCGGCCGCGCACCGAGAAAAGGGGAUAUGAAAACGGGGGGGUGGUGAGGGGAAUGAUGCUCCAAGCUGUUGUACCCCCUUAUGGCAAAAGGGGGUCCCCCAAGGACUGGACUCGCUCCCCUGAGCUCUCCACCGCGUGGCGAGGCUGGAGGGGUGCACGGAUCGGGGCGGGGAGGGGGGUCGGGUCUUGGUCCCCUCCGAGGGGGUGGUGGAGGGGGAACCUGGUGGCUUUCACAAGUGCGAUGGGGAGCCGGGAGCUGGCGGGGUUUUAAUGGGAUUAAAAAAAAAAAAAAAAAAAAA
Messenger RNA from Zonotrichia albicollis (white-throated sparrow), 2271 nucleotides. The record is from RefSeq and is a predicted model, not a curated record. NCBI's taxonomy places the organism in Eukaryota, Metazoa, Chordata, Aves, Passeriformes, Passerellidae.